Molecule: messenger RNA, 660 nt
Organism: Chrysochloris asiatica (Cape golden mole)
Lineage: Eukaryota; Metazoa; Chordata; Mammalia; Afrosoricida; Chrysochloridae
Gene: CDC42EP2
Product: CDC42 effector protein (Rho GTPase binding) 2
Exons: 1
Coding region: 1-660 (219 amino acids)
Source: RefSeq, a predicted model, not a curated record
AUGUCCACCAAGGUGCCCAUCUACCUGAAGCGCAGCAGCCGCAAGGGCAAGAAGGAGAAGCUGAGGGACCUACUGUCCUCAGAUAUGAUCAGCCCACCACUGGGGGACUUCCGCCACACCAUCCACAUCGGCAGUGGUGGUGGAGGAGACAUGUUCGGAGACAUCUCCUUCCUUCAGGGCAAGUUCCAUCUCCUUCCCGGGACAGCGGGUGAAGGGCCGGAGGAAGAAGACAGCACCAUGGACCUUCCCUUCCAGUUCACGCGCACUGCCACGGUAUCUGGGCGGGAGCUCCCUGAUGGGCUGUCCCCGCUGCUCAAGAAUGCUAUAUCCCUCCCGGUCAUUGCUGGGCCCCAGGCACUCACCCUGCCCCUCGCCCAGGCCCCUCCCAAGCCCCCGCGGCUGCACCUGGAGACCCCACAGCCCUCCCCGAAGUCCUCCCCACAGCCCUCCCCACAGGAGGCAAGGGGCAUGGAUGUUUGGAGAACUCCAGAGGCUGGACCUACCCACAAUGGGCUGACCCCCGAAUCGGAAGCUGAGGACCCCUUCCUGUCCCACGCCAGCUCUCUGCUCUCCCUGCACGUGGACCUGGGCCCCUCCAUCCUGGACGAUGUGCUCCAGAUUAUGGAGCAGGACCUGAACCACAUGCAGAUCCCCACGUAA